Molecule: messenger RNA, 1093 nt
Organism: Drosophila virilis
Lineage: Eukaryota; Metazoa; Arthropoda; Insecta; Diptera; Drosophilidae
Gene: Mtr3
Product: exosome complex exonuclease Mtr3
Biological process (GO): rRNA catabolic process; U4 snRNA 3'-end processing; nuclear mRNA surveillance
Cellular component (GO): nuclear exosome (RNase complex); cytoplasmic exosome (RNase complex); nucleolus
Source: RefSeq, a predicted model, not a curated record
CUUUUUUCAGCACUGGCUGCAAAUUCAAAAACACAUGUUUUUAUUUGCUUUUAUUUUGCGGCAUUUUGUCAAAUAAUGUUGCGCAUUACACAAACGAAAAACACGCUGCUCGAUGGCGCUACCAUUGCCGAGCAACUAUAUACGACGCCCAAGGAUUGCGAGGAUUUCUUCGAGAGCAUAGAGAAGCCAACUGAGGUUGUGGCUGCACCUCGCUCCACCUUUAUACGCGCCGGCGUUCUGACUACGGUACGUGGAUCUGCGUACAUGGAAUAUGGCAAUACGAAAGUGCUGGCCAUCGUGGCACCGCCCCGUGAGCUCGUCCGUUCCAGUGCCCGGCGUGUGAAUAUGGGCGUCAUCAAUUGCUAUGUGAACUUUGCGGCGUUUGCCAGCGGCGAGCUGGAAUCGGUGCCGGAGCGCGAAAAGCAUUUGGGCAGCAUGCUGACCAAGGCACUGGAGCCGCUCGUCUGCCGUAAUGAGUUCCUCAACUUUCAGCUGGACAUCCGAGUGCUCAUCUUGGAUGACGAUGGCUGCCUGCUGAGCACCGCGAUCAAUUGCUGCGGCGUGGCACUGAUCGAAUGCGGCAUAUCCACAUAUGACCUGAUAACCGCCUCCACGGCGUGCAUCUACCGCGGCUAUGUCUUUGUCAAUCCCAGUGCCAAGGUGGAGGAACUGCUUUGGCAGCAUCGCGGCGGCAAUGCUCUCGUGGGCAGCAGCAGCAGCGACAGCAACAAAGAAGCUGCAAUACAGGAGCAUGGACUGUUGAUUAACGCCAGCAUGGACACCUUUGAGCAGCUGGCGCAGUGCCAACAGUGCGGCUAUCUCAAGCCCGAGACCUAUGUCAGGCUGCUCGACUAUACCCUGGAGAUUAACAAGUCGCUGCGCCAGCUGAUACGCCGCGUGCUAACCGAGCGUGUCAAGGAGCAGCACAUAUUGGAUAUGCGUGAGCGGGCAGAGGAACGGUUGGAGGAUGAACGUUUGGCGACAAUAAUCGAAAGGCUCAAGCAACAGGGUCUCCAUGAGUUUAUACAGUCCAACAUUAAGGAGGAUCCGUAUACAAAAAAAUAAAUGCACAGUUUUGUACAUAAAACCAGAA